CACUUCUGGCGUUCUGAGGUUUUAAGAUGCCUGAGCCAGCGAAGUCCGCUCCCGCCCCGAAGAAGGGCUCCAAGAAGGCGGUGACCAAGGCGCAGAAGAAGGACGGCAAGAAGCGCAAGCGCAGCCGCAAGGAGAGCUACUCGGUGUACGUGUACAAGGUGCUGAAGCAGGUGCACCCCGACACGGGCAUCUCGUCCAAGGCCAUGGGCAUCAUGAACUCGUUCGUCAACGACAUCUUCGAGCGCAUCGCGGGCGAGGCGUCGCGCCUGGCGCAUUACAACAAGCGCUCGACCAUCACGUCCCGCGAGAUCCAGACGGCCGUGCGCCUGCUGCUGCCCGGGGAGCUGGCCAAGCACGCCGUGUCCGAGGGCACCAAGGCCGUCACCAAGUACACCAGCUCCAAGUAGACUCGCCAAGAGCCGACGGGUUUUAGACAUCUUUUCCCACCACUGCUCACUGCUAACCACCACGGCAUCUCUCGCGUAAAGCGACGAGUGACGCUACGAGAAGAUAAAUGGAAAUAUUUUUAAUGAUCAUGGAAGGCUCAGUAAGAACCUGGCUAAAAUAUUUUUUUUCUGAGUAUAAAAAUAUUAAAUGUUUAUUGUAGAAAU
Messenger RNA from Puma concolor (puma), 611 nucleotides. RefSeq names its product histone H2B type 1-C/E/F/G/I. Gene Ontology annotation, cellular component: nucleosome. Gene Ontology annotation, molecular function: structural constituent of chromatin; protein heterodimerization activity; DNA binding. The record is from RefSeq and is a predicted model, not a curated record. NCBI's taxonomy places the organism in Eukaryota, Metazoa, Chordata, Mammalia, Carnivora, Felidae.